AUGUCGACGACCACCGCGGCGUCGAUCCCGGACGCGUACGACGUCCUCGCGUCGCUCUAUGGACUCAUUGCGUUGACUUGCGUCGUGCAGGUGUACAGAAUCGCACGACGCACGCCGAAACACGUCGGUUUCUUCACCACGCAACAGAUGUUUCACCUGGCGAAUCUUUUCACCUCUACCGCGCGCGCGUGCGCGUUCUUCGGUCGAAGCGCGAUCGAAAAGACGCACACCAUCAACGCAAUCGUGAACGAUGGCCCGGGUUUGGUUUUUUUGUCCACGUACGCUGGAUUGGUGUUGUUCUGGAGCGACAUCUAUCACGCGGCGCGCGGCGAAGCGGCGAGGACGAGACGCGCGCGGACGACGUUUUACGCAGUCAACGUAGUCGCGUACGCGACCGAACUUGGGAUUUGGUCUUUGAUGGCGUUUGGGAAGGAAAAGUGGCGCGGUGAUGCGCUCGAGCGAGCGUCUUCGGGGACGCUGGCGUUUGCGAGCGCGAGCGUCGCGCUCGCAUUCGCGUUUUACGGCUCAAAGUUGUACGUCAUGCUUCGAGAGUUUCCAGAAGGCCUGACGACGCGGGCGAAGAAAAUACGCGAAAUCGGGAGCGUCACCGCGGUGUGCGUCACCGCGUUCGCGGUGCGCUGUGUGGUUUUGUUCCUCGCGACGGGGGGAGAGGCGAAAUACGCCGUCGAUGUGUACGCGUCAAAAACGAUGAACGUAGCGUAUUACGUCGCGGUGGAGAUCUUACCGAGCGCGUUGGUGCUAUACGUUCUUCGAAAGUUACCACCGAAGCGCGCUCGCGCGGCUUCUUUCGCGGAUGAGGACGGCGACGCGAGCGCGCGCGCCGAAGAAGCCGACACGCUUCGACACCCGCUCGUCGUCGAUAGCGACGACGACGAGAGCGAUGACGAGGACGCAGACGCGAUGGGGUCAUAG
Messenger RNA from Ostreococcus lucimarinus CCE9901, 933 nucleotides. RefSeq lists its product with no specific name. The record is from RefSeq and is a predicted model, not a curated record. Lineage: Eukaryota; Viridiplantae; Chlorophyta; Mamiellophyceae; Mamiellales; Bathycoccaceae. The transcript has a single exon. The coding region runs from base 1 to 933 and encodes 310 amino acids.